Messenger RNA from Plasmodium malariae, 6267 nucleotides. RefSeq names its product conserved Plasmodium protein, unknown function. The transcript has a single exon. Bases 1 to 6267 code for a protein of 2088 amino acids. Lineage: Eukaryota; Apicomplexa; Aconoidasida; Haemosporida; Plasmodiidae. The record is from RefSeq and is a predicted model, not a curated record.
AUGAAGAAGAAAUAUGUCGCCAAAAGAUGUAAGAACUGUAAUCGGAAAAAAACGAAUACGGAAUAUUAUCAAAGCAUUAAAAAUACAUGCAAGAAAAAACAAAUAAUCAGAAGACAGAAGGAAUUUGCACUCAAUAAGUAUGAAAAUAACUCGUACAACUAUGAAAUAAAGAAUUACAAAAGCAAACUAAUAAUCAAUGUAAGUUGUAAAAGUUGUCAAGGGACAAAUGACCCUUUUACUCAGGAUAGGACAAACAGAGAAAUGUAUCAGUCGAACUAUGAUGAGUGUAAAUGUAUACUCUCUUUGAAAAGAGAAAAACACUGUCCUAUAAACACAACAGAUUGUGUAUGUAAAUGUUUUGUGAGCAAAACUAUAUCAGCUAGAGAAGGAAGACGUCGUUUCUUUGAAAUUUCCACACAUGGUCAAGUUAAACCAGAGUCUUUAAAUAGAUACAUUACAGAAAGAGUAAAAAAAAGAGAAGAGAAAAGCGUAAAAGAAGAAUCUGUUAAAAAUAUAGACACUCAUAUAAAAAAGAAGGUAUCAUGUAAAAACGGUAGUAGAGAAUAUAAAGAAUGCAAAACAUUUAUAAAUACUAUGCACCAGGCAUAUAUUAAAAAUUGCAAAAAUAGCUCUAAUGAACGUCCUGCUAUUUCCUCUUCUGCUUUUACAAACAGUAAACAAAAUAAUCAUGAUUUAUUUCAUCAGAAACAUACUAAAGAAAUGGUAAGCGGAAAUGGAAUAAGAGAAAAUGCGGUUCCAAUUAUAGAGGGGGAUAUUAAAUUGUUAGGGAAAGGGAACAAAGAAAGGGAGAAAUACAUGAAUAGAAAUAAGUGUGACGAAAUGAAUGAAGACCGAACAGCUGUCAAUAUAACCGAAACAACUACUGACAGGCUACAACCUGAAGAAAUAUAUACAAAAAAAAAUCGUACUAUAGAACUUGUAAAAUUAUUUAACAGUAAUAAUAAUAUAACAGAAAAGAAGAGCUUAUUAACAUACAUAAAUAAUUUGAAAUUUACAGAUGAGGAAUAUGAACGGGAAAGACUACAACACGAAUUACAAAAUUACAGGUUUGUUCAUAUACCAAAGAAGCAGGGAAAACAGAAGCAGAUUAAUAACAAUACUGUAACACCCUCCUUAAAUGACAAGUAUAGAAAGAAUUUAAUUUUUAAUGCAAUUUAUAAAAAUUAUCUGAAAAAUAAAAAUAAAUGUGCUGCAACAUUUGUAAAAAAAAAUAGUUUUGGUUCGAAGGAAGCGGUUAUGAAGCGUGUAUUGAAUUUACUGGAGCACUCAAGGGAUAACGUCUACAAAGGGGCAGGCCAAAAUUGGGAUAGGAGAAAUAAUAUCAGUACUAGUGCCAUUACUGGAAGUGGUACUAUUGGAAGUGGUACUAUUGGCAGUAGUGCUAUUGGCAGUGGUACUAUUGGAAGUGGUACUAUUGGAAGUGGUACUAUUGGCAGUAGUGCUAUUACCUGUGGAUAUCAUGACAACUGCGGAGGGUGCAGGACGGCGGGGGGAAUGCUCAAGCACUCAGUAAAAAACAACGUGGCGUGGACGAACCCCACAUGGCAUUUUCAACAACUCAGCAGAAUAAACAUAAAAAGGAAAGUAAAGUAUUUGAAAAAAAAUCGAAUUGUGAAAUUACUUGCAAAGAAUAAUAACAUUUUAGUAAAUGGUUUAAGAAUAUAUCCAAAUGAAGAGAGAUAUAAAAAUGUAAUAUCAAAUAUAAGAAAUGUACUAGUCAGAAGAAGAGAUAUUUUAAGUUUACCAAAAUUUCCUAUUAGUUUAUAUGAGUUAGAGAAUUAUAAAUUUAAAUUAAAUACAAGUAUUGAAAUACCAGCAUUAAAAGUAGAGAGUGAAGACAUCAAUUUUUUCAAAUACAAAAAUACAUGGUAUGAAUUGUUCUUUUAUAAUAAUCAUAAUAAUAAAAAUACUUUAUAUAACUAUUUAAUAAUGCGACUAAAUUUUGAGCUUAUGGUAAAACAAAUAAAAGAUAUUGUAAUUGUUGAUAUAAAUACCAUACAUUUUAAUUACCCUUAUAUAUACAAUGCUUAUUUAAUACCACCUAUAAAUAUCCAUAAGACAGAAAACGCCCUAAGGAUACAAAAAAUAACCAGUGAUAAUUCGAUUAUAAACAAUGGGGCAUGGACUUUUUUCAGGAAAGAGAAAAAAAAAAUUAGCACUCAUAGAUAUGAUAGUGGUGGAUAUGAUAGUGGUGGAUGUGAUAGUGGUGGAUAUGAUAGUGGUGGAUAUGAUAGUGGUGGAUGUGAUAGUUGUAGUUAUGAUAAAGGUAGUAUUAGAGAUAAUAGUGGUGGGCAUAAUGUAGCUAAUAAUGAUGAAAGUAUCGACUGUCAUGCUUAUGUCUAUGGAGAUAAGAGAAUAAGAAAACAUUUUAGCUACUUCUUAAACAUGAGGAGAAAUAAAUAUUACAUAGAAAACUGCUCCGUUAAAUCUUCUACUAAAAACUACUUUGCACACUUAACAAAUUACGAUGCCCCUAAAACGAGAUUUAAAAGACACACAGUAAUAAAACACACAGAAGACUGUUUGGGCGAAGAUAAAAAAGUCAAAAAUGACAACAGAAAUAAGGAGAAAAACCGUGAAACGGAUUAUCUUCCUUCAUUUUUGGAAUACCAUAAAAGUGUUAAGCAGGGAAAUGCUAAGGUCGAUGUGAGACGUGUUAGCUCCAUCUUCUGCAUAUGCCCCCAUUUGAGAAACGAUAACGGACCAGGUAGACUACACAAAAUGAAUACAAUCCAGAAUAGUUCUUAUCCUACUAUGGAACAUACAACCCUCAGUAAAUAUAGCGAAUUAAUGUACAAACAAAGAGCGAAAAAUACUUUUCCUGAUGGUACUACACAAUCUGACCUUUCAAAUAUGUUCAUGACAUUUGAGAAUAGUAAAAUUGAGCCUGUCUUCCCCUAUAUUAGCAGAAACCUUUUUUUCCUUUUUGAAUAUUAUAACAAUUACCUGAACAAUGUCAUAUCACUUUUUACAGCAAAUAGUAAAAAGGGGGAAUUUCUUUUUUUAAAUAAAAACAAAAAACAAUUAGCAGAUUCUGUUGCUCAUAAUAAAAACAUAAAAAUGUAUUAUAAAACCUUACAGAAACAAUAUAUAAUAAACGAAAGAGCAAAAAAAAACAUGAUGAAUGGAAUAUAUUGUACCAGGGACAUACAAAGAUGCUUAAGUGGGGGUAGACCAAUAAAUAGAAUUUACCCAGAUAUUAAGGAAAAUCUAAAAUUUGGAAAAAGAAUAACAAACAUAACAGACAUAAACAAUUUUAAAAUAAGAAAUUCUAUUAAUUCUAAAUUAUAUGAUUCCAUUUUUCAUCAUAUAAGAAAAAAAAAUAAGGAAAAAAUAAAAAAAGAGCUAUAUAGUCAAGAUGUGGAAAUACCUAUAUUUUUUUGGAUAAUUUUUGGCGGUAAGGAUAUGAAAUCGAUGGACUCCUUAAAUACUGUGUACAAGAUUUUACGUUAUGCAACUGAGAUACCCCCAUGUGAAUAUGAAAAGUUUAUAAGGAGGUUGAAAAAGAAGAAAAUUAAAAAAAUAUGGCACGAGAGAUCGAAUAAUAGGAAUUCCCAUUAUCCAUAUUCUCAUGACCAUUCGCCUGAUAAACCAACUGGUGAAGAUACAUGUUAUAAUGCAAAAAUUAAAGGAAUACAUAUUACAACAAAUUUCCAAAAAUAUAAGGAAAAGGAAACUAAAAAGGUAUUCAUCUGUGACAAUUUUUUUAGUAGUGAUAUACGGGAAUUCGAAACUUAUACAGGGGAAGGAUCCUGCGGAGAGCCGAAAAAAAAUAUCAUCAGUAAAUAUGUCCGUAAAGAUGUGAAUAAUGAUAUCAGUACCAAUGUGGGGAAACAUGAGACCACAAAAGAGAGCACAAACGACACUAGAGAUAAAAAAGGAAUAAAUAAAUUUCCAGAUUUACCGAAGAAAAUCUUUCACGAUCAAAAUUUGUACGUUACUGCCUCCGAAAUAUACAACAGAAUUGUCACUUACUAUAAAGAGUAUCACGAAAAGGUUGAUACCUUUGGACCCAACAAUUAUGCAGAUUUUUUGGCCUACUAUAAUGAAAAAAAAAAAAAAAAUAGAAAAAGAGAAAAAAAAGAAAAAGAGAAAUGUGGCCAUAAAAAGGGGGUCAAAGGGACAAUCAGGAAGGAUGAACAGUUGGGAGCAGAGUUGCGAGUGCAGCUGGGAGUAAAUUCCGAGGUACAGUCAGUUCUACAGUCGGUGAUACGCGCAGAGGAAAUAACCCAAAGGGAGGGAAAGAAUAGACGUAAUGAUAUUGCGAGUGAUAGGAGUGAGGAAGACAAAAUAGUGCAGAAUGAAAGGGAAAGGAAAUAUUCAAAAUAUUUGGAAAAAAACCAUAAAUAUGAUACCAAAAAUAACUCAUUAAAAGAAUUCGAAAAAGGAGAAAAAAAAAAAAAAAAGAAAAAAAAAUAUGUGGAGAGGUGUAUCCAUAAUUAUACUUCACCUGUAAAGGAAUAUGAAAAUAAUUUAAAAUAUGUAUAUCACGAUAAGAGCGUAAAGUCAGACAGAGAGGAGGACGAAUCAUAUGAUUUAUUUCUCGAAGGAAGUGAAAAUGAAUCUAGCGAUAUAAGUACAGAGGAUGAAUUAUUUAGUUUUAUAUCUUACCACAUGCAAGGAAGAAACCCAUCUUUUGAAAAAAAAGGAAAAAAGGUAAAAAAGGAAAAAUUGAACUACACCGAUAUAUAUGGUCCGAUUAUAUAUAAAAAUAAGAAGAAAAAUGAAAAGAAAGAGGAGAAGCAAAAGGAGAAGCAAAAGGAGAAGCAAAAGCAAAGGCAAAAAGUGAAAUAUGCAUUCUUACUAUUAGAUUAUCCAGCAUAUAACAAUAGCACAGGUCACCCAUCUCCGCUGACCUUUAAAACAAAUGCAUUAACAGCAUUAAAAGAAGCGCUGAAGGAAAUUAAAAAAACAGAUCAUGGUAAUAGUAGCAUAUCAAUUAAUAUGGUAGGGUAUUCCUUAGGGUGUAGUGUAAGCUUACAGCUUCUACUAGAUAUUGCGAAAUGCUUAUACAAUGAUUUUUUUCAAGAUUCAAAUAAAAUUCCUUUCCACAAAAAGGAAAAGGAGCCAAUUAAAGAAUUAAAAAAUGAGGGACAUUUGUAUAUUAAAUUAAACAAUAAUAAGAACAUAAACAAUGAAUAUGUUUAUGAUGAAAAAAAAAUACUAACCUUUCGAGAUAUGUUUUUUCACAAAUUAGACGAUUCUGUUGAUGACUCAUGUACACAUGAAAUAGUGGAAAAGGACAAAUGUAAAAUAAACUGUCACAAAAAAACGAUAUUUAGAAAUUUCCGCCAAGCCCAAAAUUAUGCCAUCGUUUUACCCUCUAAAUUGGGCAACGCAGGAAUUGAAGUGCAAAGCGAGAGCAAUAGGAAUAUCAGAGGCAAUAAUAGGGAUAGUGUCAAUGAAGGAGGUAUCGGAAUACAUAGCGGAGGUAGUAACGGUAAACACAGUGGUGGGGGAAGCUACAAGUUCAAUGAUAAUUUACCAAAAAAAAGUAGUAAUAACGGUAUGGACUUCGCGUAUGAGACCCCGGUGCUUGACAGUAACUACAACAGGUUAAAAUCCCGGAUGAGUGAAAAUUUCAAAAAUGAAAAAACGAGCAUUAAUAAAGUAACACCGAAGAAAAAUGCACCAAUUAACAAAAAAAAUGAUAAAAAAUUUGAAGAAAUUUUGAAAAAUGAUAUAAACAUAACAGUCGAUAAAGUUGUAUUAGUAGCACCAUUUACUAAUACGCAAAAGUUGGUUAAGAGUGUACUAAAUAACAGUAUUUUUUUUCUAUUUAGUUCAUUCAUUAUGAAUAAAAAGUGUUCAUAUGUUCACUGGGACAACAUAAUUGUAUUAAAAGAACUUUUUAAAAUUAUUAAUGAUUUUAAAAAAAACAAAUAUCUGAGUAAAAUUUUUCAUAAUUUACAAAUUGAUUUUAUUCAUGGUCAAAAAGAUACAUUAGUAAAUUAUGAAAUGAGUUUAAAGUUAUAUAAUUUAACAAAUAAACUUAUUUUCAAAUAUGCACUGUCAAAUAUAGAAUGUUUCUUAUAUAUAUUUAAGGAGGAUUGCCAUUCUUCUAUUUUUAAUUCAGACACAGAAAACCGAAUUUUGCAAAUAAUAUUUAAACCGCUCAAAUUACACCCCUUUAGUACAACUAGUAUACACAAAUUUCAUAGUACUCUUUAUAAAGAUAUAUAUUUAUUAAAAACAGUCUACUUACAGUACAUUCAAAAAAUCUCAUCGAAAUUAAUUAAUACGUAA